This is a messenger RNA of Drosophila kikkawai, 1288 nucleotides long. RefSeq names its product tenzing norgay (gene tzn). The record is from RefSeq and is a predicted model, not a curated record. Lineage: Eukaryota; Metazoa; Arthropoda; Insecta; Diptera; Drosophilidae. Gene Ontology annotation, molecular function: hydroxyacylglutathione hydrolase activity.
UAUAAUUCUACUAUGGUCACAUCCACUAACACCGGAUAAUAAAAAACAACUGUAAUUACUUUUUGGAGACUAUUAUUUCAUCUCGCACAGCUCCCCCCGCUUUAGCCAAUCCGUAGAAUCCACCAUUGCCGCAAUGCUAUCCUCCGCGUGGCGCAGCGUGUCCAACUCCGUGGAGAACCAGUUGACGGCCGCUUACUUCCGAGGUUCGUCCAGCAGUCUGCGAUUGGGCCUGCGGCCGGCGGCUCCUCCUCCGACGCCGUCUCUCUCUGGUGCCGGGUCCACGCAAAGGCGAUUUCUGGCUGUGCCCGUCUGUCCAAGUCUCGUCAUGCUUCAAAAACUCCGAAAAGUCGGCUUGAGAGGCAUGCACAGCACUUUAGAAGACGUAAAGCUGGCGGGCAUGGACAUCAAGAUCCUGCCUGCCCUGCAGGACAACUACAUGUAUCUGAUCGUGGACCAAAAGACACGUGAGGCUGCCGUGGUGGAUCCCGUGGACCCGGAACUGGUGAUCAAGACGGUGCAGGAGGAGCAGGUCACCCUGAACAAGGUGCUGACCACCCACCACCAUUGGGACCAUGCCGGCGGCAACGAGAAGCUGGUGAAGCUGUGGGCCCAAGCGCUGGAUGUGUACGGCGGCGAUGACCGCAUCGGCGCCUUGAACCACAAGGUGAAGCAGGACGACACCUUCUCCAUUGGCAGCUUGAAUGUAAAGUGCCUAUCAACGCCAUGUCACACCACCGGACACAUUUGCUACCAUGUCACGACUGCCGAUGGCAGCGGCGGCGAGGGAGCCGUUUUCACCGGCGAUACCCUGUUCCAGGGCGGCUGCGGACGCUUCUUUGAGGGCACGCCCGAGGAGAUGUACGAGGCGCUGUGCACCAAGCUCUCGGCUCUGCCGGACAGCACAAAGGUCUUUUGCGGGCACGAGUAUACGCUGCAGAACAUGAGCUUUGCCCGGCACGUGGAGCCGGACAACGCGGUGAUCCAGGAGCGAAUUGAGUGGGCCAAACAUCGUCGUGCCUCGCAGGAUCCCACUGUUCCCUCGACCAUCGGCGAGGAGAAGUCCUGGAAUCCGUUUAUGCGCGUCCACGAGACCACAGUGCAGAAGCAUGCUGGCGGCGCCGACGAUCCCAUUCUGACCAUGUUCAAGCUGCGCAAGGAGAAGGAUACAUUCAGGGCCUGAGCAUUUUCCCCUCUUUUAUUUUUUGUUCUUUAAGAACUUUUGAAGCAUGUGAUUUAAUAAUGGAUUUAACGGUAAAUAAAAUUGAGCGUAUAUGAAGUUAAAACUAAA